Molecule: messenger RNA, 1643 nt
Organism: Drosophila novamexicana
Lineage: Eukaryota; Metazoa; Arthropoda; Insecta; Diptera; Drosophilidae
Product: prolyl 4-hydroxylase subunit alpha-2
Exons: 6
Coding region: 1-1620 (539 amino acids)
Biological process (GO): peptidyl-proline hydroxylation to 4-hydroxy-L-proline
Cellular component (GO): endoplasmic reticulum
Molecular function (GO): protein binding; procollagen-proline 4-dioxygenase activity; L-ascorbic acid binding
Source: RefSeq, a predicted model, not a curated record
AUGAAGCUUUCGGCAGCUUUUGGAAUUUUAUUAUUUGGACUACAAGUCCUGGCCUCCUAUGCCGAAUUUUUUAGCUCGACCAGCGGCCUGGAACAGCUGCUACGCACGGAGGUCAUGCUGACGAUAGAGCUCCAGAAAUAUGUCAACGAAAUAAGGCAACAUGCUGAUAUAUUACAGGGCGAAAUUGAUGCGAUUAAAUCGGAGCAUCUGAGCGCCGCGAAUAGCGUCGAGGGAUAUCUGAACAAUCCGGUGAACGCGUUCCGGUUGAUAAAGCGCCUGCACAGCGACUGGGAGACGUUUGAGAGCACCGUGGAGCGGGAUCUGAGCCGCACAAACUUCCUGGGAGCGAUGGCGGGCCACAGAGAGAACUUGAGCUUCCCCACACAGGAGGACUUUGUGGGCACGGCCCUGGCGAUGACGCGACUGCAACAAACCUACCAGCUGGACGUGGGCGAGCUAGCGAGUGGCAUACUGAAUGGCAUCAAAUAUGGUGCGGCGAUGUCGUGGCAGGACUGCUUUGUGCUGGGCCAGCAUCUGUUCUCAAUGCGGGACUUUAACAAUACGGUGCCCUGGCUGCAGCAAUCGAUGCAGCUGCUGGUAAAGCAGAGCUACAGCAAGGAGCCCGACGCAUUGGAUUUCAUGGAAACGGUCAUGGGUUACCACGAGUCGAUGGGUGACUACGACAAUGCACUACAUCUGAUCAAUCAUGUGCUGGCCGUACAGCCGGAGGAGCGUCUUCAUCUGCUUGAGACACGCGCCCAUCUCGAACAGCUCAUUUCGGACGGCGUUAAGCGCGGCCUAAUGCAUGAGGUGGCGCGCAGUCCGGACGACUACCACAUCAGCCGCGAGUAUCGUCUCUAUCAACAGGUCUGUCGUGAGGAGUUAAGGCCAGCGCCUUCAGCGCUGCGGGACUUACGCUGCCGCCUCUUUGCUGGAAACGGACGAAAGUCCACGUAUGCACCCUACAAGUUGGAGGAACUUCAUCUGGAACCCUACAUCAUACAGGUGCACCACGUCAUCAGCGCUAGGGACGCCGCGGAGCUGCAGCAUUUGGCUCGACCAGAGCUACAGCGUUCACAAGUUUAUAGCCGCACUGGCCACGAGCAUAUCUCUGCCAACUUUCGCACCAGCCAAGGCACCACCUUUGAGUAUACCGAUCAUCCAAUCAUGCAAAAGAUGAGCCAUCAUGUGGCUGAGAUAUCCGGCCUGGAUAUGCGCUCUGCGGAGCCGCUGCAAAUUGCCAACUACGGCAUUGGCGGUCACUAUGAGCCGCACAUGGACAGCUUUCCCGAUUCCUAUGACUACAGCCUGAACAUGUACAAAACCAACCGCCUGGCUACGGGCAUCUACUAUUUAUCUGAUGUAGAAGCGGGCGGUGGUACCGCCUUUCCCUUUCUACCACUCCUUGUCACACCUGAACGGGGUAGCCUGCUCUUCUGGUACAAUCUUCAUCGCUCCGGCGAUGCGGACUAUCGCACCAAGCAUGCUGCCUGCCCGGUGCUGCAGGGCAGCAAAUGGAUUGCCAAUGUGUGGAUACGUUUGAGUAAUCAAGACCACGUAAGACCCUGUGAACUGCAACGUGAUCACGAGAUCUCCCUACCCUAUCAGGACUACAAGUAACAAUUAUUAAUUUAAAAUUCAAU